Messenger RNA from Histoplasma capsulatum G186AR, 1854 nucleotides. Its product is annotated as C6 zinc finger domain-containing protein. The record is from RefSeq and is a predicted model, not a curated record. Gene Ontology annotation, biological process: DNA-templated transcription; regulation of DNA-templated transcription. Gene Ontology annotation, molecular function: DNA-binding transcription factor activity, RNA polymerase II-specific; zinc ion binding; DNA binding. The coding region runs from base 1 to 1854 and encodes 617 amino acids. NCBI's taxonomy places the organism in Eukaryota, Fungi, Ascomycota, Eurotiomycetes, Onygenales, Ajellomycetaceae. The transcript has 3 exons.
AUGUCAUUCUCGGACUCCUUACCAGUAUCAGACACCAGCCAAGAGCUGUUUGGAUCUGCUGAAUGGCUCCUGUCACCUCCCUCCUUUGUAGCGCAGAAAGGUGACCAUGGACCAGCGCAAGUAACAUUUCCACCACCAGGAGUUGAAUCUGAAACGGGGUUCAGAACACGACAACGAGUUUCCCUAGCUUGCCUUCCAUGUCGCAAUAGACACGUAAAAUGCGACUCUGGUUUGCCAAUUUGCUCGCGUUGCAAAUUCGAUGGCAGGCAAUGCAAAUAUAUGCAGUCUCGACGAGGUGGCCACAAUAAGAUCGUCUCGUCCGAUACCCGGGCCCCGGUCACGCAGUCACCAACUAGAGGAUCGGAAUUCAGCCACAGGUCUUCUGGAGAUCGAACAAGUACUCGAGUGGACGAUUCAGAGAUGGUUGAAACGGGAACAAGUUCUGAGAGCGCGGCAACAACAGGUUCCGCGUCCCUGGACCGACCCUUUGAAUGUUAUUAUACUUUCUUCCAUGAAUCACACCCAAUGGUCCUCCCAAAACAGCACUUUACGGCUCGAUUAGACGUUGAUCCGGAAUCACUUGAAGUUGUGGCUGCGGUUAUGCGAUACAUUGGCUCGUUGUAUGGUCAUUGUUCGUCCCCAGAGUUCUUCAAAAGUCUAUCUGAAAGUUUAUUGUUCUGCAACCAACUACCCAGAAAUGGAUUCUCUGUGCAAGCUCUAAUGUUAUACUCCAUCGCUACGCACUGGAAUAAUGACAAGCCACGUGCGCGGGAAAUACUGGAUGUUGCUACUACCAUGGCGUUGGAGAUUGGCAUGAAUUCAUGCCAAUUCGCUUACCAGCAUGGAGAGGGGAACCUUGUUUUGGAAGAGACCUGGAGGAGGACAUGGUGGCUGCUAUAUAUCGUUGAUUCGCUCUAUGCAGGAAUCCGGCAUUCUCCUGGAUUUGCGCUAUGGAGUGUGAAUAGCAACGUCGACCUUCCUUGUGAAGAAGAAGAUUUCCAUUCAGGAAAUAUCCCUAAACCAAAAACUCUAGUUGAAUUUGAUGACCGACAAUUUGAUACUGUUGAUGUAGUAUUCUCAUCAUUUGCCUACCUAAUUGACGCGUCACGCAUCCUAGGAACAACUUUAGCUGUUGGCUUGGAUGAUAGUAACCCCGUUGACCCGGAAGUUGAUUACGCAGAUUCAGGGUUGGUAGCAUGGUCGCUCCAUCUUCCAGAUAUCAAAAGAGAAUUGGUAACAAAUAAAGGGAAUGUAGAUCCUAUAUUAUUUCUUGCUCAUAUGCUAAUUCAUACGACAACCAUCUACCUUCACCGUCCCCGCUCAAAGCUUCUGUACAACAACGCAGAAAACAUUUCCAAAUGUGCCCCUCCUCCGCCUCCCGAGCGGCUCACACAUGCCGCUCAGGAAGCAUACCAAAUGCAUACAGUAAAGGUGUUAACCGCCUCCGAAAAGAUUUCCAGUCUAUUAGCCCUCCCGACACCUUUGGUGAAGCAAUCCCAAUUUAUAAUAUGCAUGGUAGCUCUCUCGACAAUCGCACAGUUAUCCGCGUGCAUUUUUGACACCAACAUCGGCACAAGUCGCGCGAUCAAGGAACGGAUUCGACUCAAUAUCGGUGCUCUAAAAGCACACGAGAAAAUAUGGCCUUUAGGCCGCAAGACUCUGUAUGAAGUAAAAUUGAUUGCUCGUCAGGUGUUUGCUCUUCCAAAUCUGGAUUGCCAGGCUAUCUCUGAUCUGAUGGAUCAGGCUCACGAGAUUUCGAACCACUCUGGUAACUCUGUGAUGAUAGAUGAAUCAUUCCCUACUGCAAUUUUUGGUGAUUCCUGUUUUUUAUCACCAGUUCCUCCUCCCCUAUAG